CUAACAAGGCGGGACAUCUCUCUCUCUCUCUCUGUGGUUUUAAAGAUCUUCGGCCAACCGAGAUUUUUCGGUGGCUGUGUCAUAUAGUGCGAAGUUGAGAGUCACGUCUGUUUCUUCUGUUUCCAAUCACCAGAAAAAAGCGAAAAAUUUGAGAAAAACGAACGAUCGGUUCGCUCUCUCUCUCGGAUUUUAAAUAUCCACCUUCGAAUUGUGAGAGUUUCCACAUUUCAGGAGCGCCGGUUCAUUAACACUCCCUCUCUUUCUCUCUCUCUCCAUCUCCGCCUCUCUCUCUGACGGGAUGAAGAAAUCGGCGACCUUGUUCACGUCCAUGGCUGCCGCCUCCGCCACCUUGCUCUCCGCCUCGGCUCUCCCCAGCGAUUCCAGGAGCCUGAAUUCCCAGGAGGGGUAUCCUAAUUCAAGGAAUUCGUCAACAAGCGAGGUACCAUCUCAAAGCGGUCAGCUGGAAGAUAGAUUUGCACCGAGGCUCGAUGGGCUGAGAUUCAUAGAAACGCUUGUCACAGCACACAGAUAGCAAGCACAGAAGCGACCCUUCACUCUCACGGAAACUGCAUUCUCCUUGUGUGUUAUUAUUUCGUCUUGUGGUUGGUGAGGGUCUGGUUUUCCUUUUAUUCAUUGUGUAUUGUGGGGGGGGAUUCAAUGUAAGUUAUUUUUAGGUUCAACUGCCAGAAAGAUGUGGUGCAACUGGGAUUAAAAUAUUGAUCUAAAAUUGAUUUCGAAUGAACCAGAGAGGCGUCAUGGUCAUGCAUGCUGUUAUACUAAUAAAAUAUUUAAUCACUUUCUGAA
Molecule: messenger RNA, 804 nt
Organism: Nymphaea colorata (pocket water lily)
Lineage: Eukaryota; Viridiplantae; Streptophyta; Magnoliopsida; Nymphaeales; Nymphaeaceae
Exons: 2
Coding region: 299-532 (77 amino acids)
Source: RefSeq, a predicted model, not a curated record